Molecule: messenger RNA, 1587 nt
Organism: Exophiala spinifera
Lineage: Eukaryota; Fungi; Ascomycota; Eurotiomycetes; Chaetothyriales; Herpotrichiellaceae
Exons: 2
Coding region: 1-1587 (528 amino acids)
Biological process (GO): transmembrane transport
Molecular function (GO): transmembrane transporter activity
Source: RefSeq, a predicted model, not a curated record
AUGUCUCUUCCCGCACAGUAUAUCGAAUUAUGCUCGAGGCCGAAGGCCAAGGUUGCCGGAGGCCGGUUCGUGAUCCAGCGUGACAACAUCGACGAAGAUAGCGAUGUCUCCAGCAGCGACACAAUACAGCUGGACGCAGACUUUCCGCUCACCAACACCGAAGUUACGCGGACAUCCCACGGGAAAGAGGUGGUUCUCCUGUCGUUUGUCCCCGGAGAUCCGGAGAACCCCUUCAACUGGAGCAUACAUCGGCGGCGCUUCAUCUCAGCUCUCCUCUGUCUGAUGACAUUGUUCAUAGGACUGGCGACCACGGCGUACAGCUCAGGAAUCGGUCGAAUGUGCAGGGACCUGGGUGCGUCACAAGAACUCGGACAACUGGGACUGUUCACCUUCAACAUCACCUGCGCCAUCGCCCCCCUGUUUCUGGCUCCCUUCUGCGAGCUUGCGGGUCGGAGAGCCGUUUACGUUGGCGCCUACCUCUGCUUCUCCAUCAUGUUUGUCGGCCUCGCUCUGGGCAAGAACAUCGCCACCAUAUUAGUAUGUCGAGCUCUCCUCGGCCUGUUCGGAAGUGUCGGCACGAUUCUCGUCGGUGGCACGUUUUCAGACAUGUAUCUUGCGGAAGAAAGGGCACAUGCCAUGGCCUUCUUUUCGUAUGUGGCUAUUUUAGGAACCGUCGCGGCGCCGAUCUACGCCGGCUUCAUCGACGAAACCAUCGGCUGGAGGUGGCUCGAGGCCAUACAGGGCCUCUCAAACAUACCACUCCUGAUUCUUGUCGCGUUCGGCCUUCCAGAGACGCGAGGCGGCCUGGUGUUGCGCAAGCGUGCAGCCACCCUGGCCACUGCGGCCGGAGCCGACAAUUUUGUCACCCACAUGGAUUUGGAAGCAAGGAGUGUGAAGGCGCUGUUGCACGAGUCCACGGUGAAGGCUAUCCGCAUGUUGCUGACAGAGCCCGUUGUGUUUUUCUUCGGCCUUUGGAUCGCCUUUGCCUGGUUUAUCACGUUCCUCUUUCUUUCGGUCAUCCCCAUCACUUUCCAGGAGAAACGAGGCUGGAGCGAAGGAAUAGGUGGUCUCCCUUACAUAUCUCUGGCCAUCGGAGCCACCAUCGGUUAUAUCGCCAAUGUCUUCCUGCAGAUGCGGAAAUGGUCUCGGAUACGAUCUGCCGCGGACCGAGAGAUCGUCCCCGAGGAUCGUUUGUACGGAGCCAUGUCUGGCGCGUGGCUGCUCCCGGUGGGGCUCUUCAUCUACACUUUCACUCAGUAUGAGCAUUUGUCCUGGGUGGGACCCGCCGUCGCUUUGGCUCCGAUCGCUGUGGGCAUCUUCUUCAUCUUCGAGUCCUGCUACAGCUAUACGACGGAUUGCUAUGGGGAGGACAGUGCCGGCUCCGCGCUUGCUGCCCAAUCAUUUCUCCGAAAUGUGAUGGGCGCCGUGGCGCCCCUUUUCGCAUCGCAGUUCUUCCACAAUGUGGGCAGUCAGUACGCUGGUCUGAUAUUGUCGCUCAUCGCGACACUUAUGGCGCCGAUACCGUUUGUCAUGUUCAAGUAUGGACAUGUCCUUCGUCAGAGAUCGGCUUUGGCAGAGACCCACUGA